Messenger RNA from Uloborus diversus, 2287 nucleotides. RefSeq names its product myelin expression factor 2-like. Lineage: Eukaryota; Metazoa; Arthropoda; Arachnida; Araneae; Uloboridae. Gene Ontology annotation, molecular function: mRNA binding. The transcript has 14 exons. The coding region runs from base 103 to 1770 and encodes 555 amino acids. The record is from RefSeq and is a predicted model, not a curated record. Gene Ontology annotation, cellular component: cytoplasm; nucleus.
UAUCCAAAAACGCGAAAAAAUUUUUGCACUAAAGCAGAUUUUGAACUAAAGUUUCUCCUAAACAGUGUAGAAACUGGAGUUCAAGUAAAAUCCGAGAAAAAUAUGGACAACGGCAAGUGGCAAGACUCAAUGGAAAAAGAUCAACGAGACAGACGGUCUAGAUCUAGGUCACCUCUAGAGAAAAAUAACAAAUCAAAUAGAAGUAGAGAAUCAAGUACAAAUAGAAAUUCUCGACAAUCUAAGGGAAACAGAGAUCGCUCACCAAGAGGAAGACGCACAAGAGCUCCUACAAAUAGACGCAUAUAUGUUGCAAAUAUACCAUAUGAUUGCAAGUGGACUAUAAUAAAGGACCUAUUUAGAGAAAAAGUUGGUGAUGUAUCCUAUGUUGAACUUUUUGAGGAUGAGAGUGGAAAAUUCAGAGGUUGUGGGAUUGUUGAAUUUAAAGAAGCAUCAUCUGUGCAGAAAGCUGUGGAUCUUUUACAUAGAUAUGAGUUUAAGUCACGUCAGCUUGUUGUCAAAGAAGAUUUUGAUGUGGAUCGUGACAAGACUGGUAAACCAUUAGGACGUAGCCGUGGUGGUGGAGGAGGAGGAGGAAUGAAUAACAUGGAUCGAGAUCGUGAUGAUUUUGGUGGACUUGGAGGCAUGGGAAAUCUUGGAAACAAUAACACACCCCAGUACACUACCUAUGGCUUAAGUCCCCAGUUUUUAGAUGCACUAGGCAUCAAAGGACCUUUGACGUGUCGAGUUUUUGUUGCUAAUCUGGACUAUAAGGUUACUACACAGAAAUUAGAAGAAGUUUUUAAAUUAGCUGGAAGAGUUGUGAAGAUUGAUUUGAAAAGAGAUGAAGAUGGUAACAGUAAAGGUCAUGGAACUAUUGAAAUGGGACAUCCUGUUGAAGCUGUUCAAGCAAUUUCUAUGUUUAAUGGGCAGAAGUUUUAUAACAGAACAAUGAGUGUGAGAAUGGAUAAAAAGCACAAAGAUGAUGGGGAGGAUAAGCGGUUGCCUGAGGGUUUGCAAAGUGUUGGCAAAGGACUGGGUGCUAAUGGUCUUCCACUUCAUUUAUCAAAUUCUUCUGCUGUAAAUAACAUGGCAACCAGUGGGUUGACACCUGUGGGUGGUCUUGGAGGCGUUGGAGCUGGCAGUCUUGGUCUCAUGCCAAAUCAAAUGACAUCAAGUGUCGUUGGUGCCAGUGCUACUGGCAUUCCCGGCCUUGCUGGUAUUGGUAUGGGAAUUCAAGAAAGGAACUUCUCCAAUCUUAAUGCCGGUGUUGGUGUAGGUGGUGUUGGUCAAAGUUUAGGUCUGGGAAGUACAGGAGCUGCUGGCCUUGGCAAUCCAAGCUUGCUACCUGGAGGACUAGGUACUAUGUCUAACACUCCAGGUGGUCUUGGAGCUGGUGGUCUUGGUGGAGGACUUGGAACGUCUCUUACUGGAGGACUUGGAGGGACUGGAUUAUCUCUAGGAGCCACUGCUGUUGGUGGUGCUGCUGGACUUGGAUAUAGUGAUUAUGAUAGAUCAUUUGACAGAGCUGAUGAUGGUUAUCGCAAUAGUCGAAGUUCGGAUACCAUUGUUGUGAGAAAUCUCCCGAUGACUUACACAUGGCAAAAUCUUCGUGACAGGUUUCGUGAAAUAGGUGACAUUCGUUACACUGAAAUGAAAGGACGUGGCACUGCAAUUGUGCGUUUCACAUCAGAACGAGAUGCACAGCGUGCAGUUGAUCAUAUGAGGGGAGCUCGCAUUGAAGGACGUGUUCUUGAUGUUUCAUUGUAUUGAGAUUUCUACUUCCAUUUGCUUGAUGACCAUUUUGAUUCCUUAUUUCAACUUUUAUAUUCUUCUUCGUUUGCUCUUAAUAUUUUGAAGAAGUUUCUUUACGUUUCAAGACUCGCUUCUUUCACAAGUGAACUUUGUUUUAAAUCAUAUAUUUAAAAAUAGACUGCUCAUCUUCCAUGUUGGUUGCUGCAUCUUUUCAAGCUUUUACUGGAAGUUUUCGAGAACUGUUAAUCUAUGCAAAAUUUUAUUUACUGAGUUCUUUGUUUUGUGAAAAAUUACAAUUUUCAUAUUUUUAAAUAUUCUUGUUAUCCGUGUAGUUAUUCUAUCGAAGUUGUAUGGAAUGCAAAUAGAUUGCUCUACCUCGUCUCUUUAGUUAAUCGUAAUUCAUUCGCACAUUAAAUAAUUGAGGGUCUCUUUUUCUUAAUAAAUGGUGGGUUGCAUCAUUCCAUGUAGUUCUAGACAUGUACUAGACCAUUUGUAUUUUAAAUUUUUUGUGAAAUAAAGUACUCAUUCAUCUGUC